Marchantia polymorpha subsp. ruderalis is the source of this 2055-nucleotide messenger RNA. The record is from the annotation of a GenBank genome assembly. Lineage: Eukaryota; Viridiplantae; Streptophyta; Marchantiopsida; Marchantiales; Marchantiaceae.
AUCCAAUUCAGCACAUGAUCCCGAAUUUAUGGCAUCUUUCACUUUUCUGCUUCGUAAAGGUACAUCAAGUUUUCCUCACAGAAGUGUCACGGUAAUUUCCAGCGUACACAUUUGUCACCCACCCAGAAAAGAAGGGUGCAUUUAUGACAUCGCUGACAAGCAAUCUCGUGCGAAGAAGACAGAUAUCCCGCCGGACUGAGCUUCUGUGGAGAGUAUAAAACGCAGCAGGCCUCUACUAUGUGGCAUAUCGAAGGAAAUCUAACACGCAGCCAUGGGUCUCCGAGCAGUAGUCGAACUUGUUCUGAUCUGCGCGGUGCUUUUCAAUCUUGGAGAGACGGAGGCCCAGUCUCCAUAUGAGCUGCAAGUAAACACGGGCAGUGUUGUGACGAGCAUUGAUGACGAUAAGUUCCUGUGCGUAACUCUGGACUGGUGGCCUGCGGCCAAAUGUAACUACGGACAAUGUCCAUGGGGAGAAGCCGGACUUCCAUACCUGGAUCUCAAGAACCCGCUUUUACACGAAACUAUGAAAGCGCUGCAUCCGUUGACGGUCAGAGCCGGCGGGACGCUGGCGAAUUUGGUGGUCUACGAUAUCGGCCAGCUGAUUCCGGGAGAAGAGUGCAAGCCUUUCACCAUGAAUGGAUCUGCUUUGUACAAUUUCACCGGUGGAUGCCUGACCAUGCAACGCUGGGACGAGCUCAACGAAUUCUUCAUCAAGGCCGAGGUUCAAGUGGCCUUCGGUAUCAAUAACUUGUAUGGCCGAUCGAAGGAGAAGGCAGACCACAAUGUCACUGGUCCUUGGGAUCCCAGAAACACUUAUGAUCUGAUCAAGUACACUCGCGACAAAGGCUAUCCAGUAUUUGCCUGGGAGUGUGGUAACGAACUUUUGGGAUACGCAAUUGAGAAAGUUAUAAAUCCAUAUCUAUAUGCUGAGGAUGUCAUGAAACUGGAUGCCAUUGUGGACGAACUUUAUAAAGAUUCCCCCACAAAGCCCCUGGUUAUUGCGCCAGAUUCGAUCUACUUUAUUAACCAGACAGAGCUCCCGGAUUUCUUGCAAGCGGCAGGGGCAGGCAGAGUGGAUGUAGUAACCAAUCAUUACUACAAUUUGGGUGGAGGAGAUCUGAGUCCAGACCAGCUGAUUGCAAAUAUUCUCGAUCCAUCCUAUCCAAAUGACUUAGAGAAGAUUUACCAAGCUCUACAAGAUGUUAUGAAAAAGCAUCCAGCCUCAGAAACUUGGGUGGGCGAGGCUGGUGGCAUCUACAACAGUGGACGCCACGGGGUCAGCGAUGCUUUCAUCAUGGCUUUCUGGUAUAUGGAUCAACUUGGAACAGCAUCAUACUACAACAACAAAGUCUUUUGUAGGCAAAGCUACAUUGGGGGCAACUACGGGCUCUUGGAUAGAACAACUUUUCUACCAAACCCUGAUUACUACGGAGCCCUGCUAUGGCGCCAAUUGAUGGGGAAGGGAGUAUUAGACGUUGAUGUCGGUGGAGAUUCAAACAUCCGCGCUUACGCUCACUGUCAAAGACAUCACCAGAGCGGAGUAACAUUGCUAGUCCUCAACUACAGCAAUUCUACCUCAUACGACCUGACCGUCAAAAUCCCAGGCUCCGCAGAAGCCACUAGGAGACCCCGCCUUGAAUACCACAUGAGUGCUCCGAAUGGAAAUAUCUCUGGCCAGGUCGUAGCACUUAACGAUGAGCCAUUGCUGAUUACUCCUUCCGGGCAAGUUCCAACGUUGUCACCGGUGGAAAAGGAUCCAUCUACCCCAGUCACUUUGAAGCCGUUCAAUUAUGCCUACGUGGUGUUCCGAGAUGUUCAUGCCCCUGCCUGCGCUACACCUUAAAUUUAGUUGGACGACACUUGUAGAACGAGUACUGCCAGUAGAGGCGGUUUUAUUAACCGUUCUUUGAGGAUCUGCAGGAUUGUUCUUGAUAUCUCAGCCCUGCAUAGGAGGCAGUACUAGACUCGGUGAAUAAAACAGCACUCUUCAUAUUUUUUGUCAUGAGCAAGAGAAAGGCUGUAUGACUUCGUGAUAUUCACAUCAUUUGCUUUCAG